Messenger RNA from Etheostoma cragini (Arkansas darter), 706 nucleotides. It is a transcript of the gene tcima, whose product is annotated as transcriptional and immune response regulator a. The record is from RefSeq and is a predicted model, not a curated record. Gene Ontology annotation, molecular function: Notch binding. Gene Ontology annotation, biological process: endothelial cell activation involved in immune response; negative regulation of Notch signaling pathway. The transcript has a single exon. Bases 142 to 444 code for a protein of 100 amino acids. NCBI's taxonomy places the organism in Eukaryota, Metazoa, Chordata, Actinopteri, Perciformes, Percidae. Gene Ontology annotation, cellular component: cytosol; nucleus.
UCCGUUACUCACUAACUACUCACUCCAAGCCUAAAGCCGCUCCGGCGAACCAGUGCGCACUCAACAACUCAUCCUCGCCAAGUUGGAGGGACACAAGUGGAGCAGAGAAACCAGGACAUCCAGCCGAGAAACAAAGACAAGAUGUCUUCCUACGUUUCAUCCGAAUGCCACCGUGUCAGCCCAACUGUCCACGGCAACAAGUUUGACACGGCGCACCGUAAAAAGGCCGUGGCCAACAUUUUCGAAAAGGUCAACCAGGACUCCCUGAUGAGACUUUUCCAGAAAACGGGCGACAUGAAGGCGGAGGAGAGAGUGAGGAGCAUCUUCUCCUACACCCAGGACCCGGAGGAGACGGCCCGUGCCCUGAUGGCUCUGAAGCAGCGAAAGAAGGACAAGUUCCUUCAGAUCGCGGGCAUGAUCCGUCAGCUGCUAACAAUGAGUUGACUGUUUUAAGAGUCCUUUACCGCCUGUGUCUAUGUCGGCUCAUGUGUGAGCCGAAUGUGAAAAAACUCCCGAUAUGACUGGGUUACCGCCGCAGAUGCGGCUCACCUUUCGCCCGAAUAGGAGCGUCAGGUGCGGAGGAGACGUGCAGCCGGCCGCCUGGAGGGCACCAUGCUGCAGCUGUCGCCUCGUGGAUGGAGGUGACAGCGGGGGGGUUCUGCCUGAAACGGAUGAGGCGUGAUGAACUGACUGGGAAUUUGAAGGG